AAAAAGUGUGAUGGAAUUGCAUUUAUGUGAAAGUGUCAAAAGUUGUAUUAAUAUUUCUUUCAGAAAAUGAAUACCUGCAUAUGAUAGAACCCAACAAUUGUUAAAACCGGAUUUCAGAGACCAUCUGGUUCUUAAUUUAGUGACCUCCUUGCUAUUCCUUUUAUUAGUAGCGAAGAAGAUGCAAGUGAAGUGUAGUUUGACAAUUUUUCAUGGAUAUGACACCGUGCAAUGUCUCCUUAACUUUAAUUUAUUCAAAGGGGAAGUUAUGGAUGGAGCAAAAUCGAAUUAAGUGUGUAACAGCAUAGGAAAAUGGAUCUCGAUUUAAGUCAACUUCUGCAGAGGCAUGAUAGUGAACUCGGCUUCAACAACGAUAUAGUGAAAGCAGACUGGAGUGGUCUGAGUGAAAAUAAUGACAAGGAUUUGGGUGAUGCAUUUGCUAAGCAGGAUGGAUGCUUAUUUGAUGAAAUGGGUGAUAUUCUUGAAACUGCUGAACCAACAUUUAAAGAGAACUCGGCAUCAGAGACUGUGAAUAUGGAGUCUGAUGACUCUUGUGAAUGUAUCGACAUUGACCUGGAUUUUCUGGGAUCUGCACAGACAGCAAUUCAUAAUGAGAUUACUGAAAACAUCAUACAGAUAUCGGAUGAUAAUGAAAGUGAUUUCGAUGUGGCAGUGUCAGAGGAUGUGAAUUUAUCGUCUGCCAAAUUCGAUGUGGCUGUGUCAGAGGAUGUGAAUAUGUCAACUGCCAGUAACAAAACUACUGGACCAGUGGAACUGAAGUCAAACAUUCAAAUUUACUAUCAGAAAGAUUACAGAGGAAAUACAGACAUGUUUGUGUAUGUGCAGGAUAAAUCCCAGAAGGAAACUGUGGAUUUUAGUGAUGACCUUGCUUCAAAUCAGGCAAGAAACACUCCAGUGUCAUGUGCUGAAGAAAACAACACUACCCGUGAUGUGACUUCUGAUUCAAUGGACAGCAAGAUCGUGGAACCAGGAACGAUAAAAAAUCUAAUCAGUGACAAUCUUGUUGAUUUACAUGAAAACAGCAACUCACCUCCAUCUUUUGAAAUGGAAAAUACUUUGGAAUUGAAAACAGUGAAAGGUACAAAGGAAAAGCAGUUUCCCAAACUCUUCCGAGUUUUAACAGAGGAUUGUCAGUCUCCAAGUAAACAUGCUACUUUAAGUGAAACCGAAUCUCUUAAAACAGCUGCAAUAUUCUCCAAACUACCAAGCUCUUUUUCUCCGCUGGAAGAGGAAGAGACCAACUCUUUUAUACCUGUUCAGUCAGUUGAAGAAGAAUCAAGAGAAAGCUCCAAAGCACCUUCAGAAUUAUGCAAUAAGCAAAAUACAGCAGGCAUUGUUGACCAUGUGAUGGGGAAUGCAGAUUCAGAAAGGAGGGAUAGCUGUGAAGAGUCAGAAACUACCGAGAUAAAAUCACACCAGAGAAAAGCUGAGAAACUUAGUCCGACGUCACAAACGGUUAAUCAAAGAACUAAAAAGCUUUUAAAAAAAAAACUCAAGCUGGAGCAAGUGCAAGUUCUUCCCAAAGAACAUUUUACAAACAAAAUAGGGUUCGUCAAGGAUGAGGCAGCAACACUGCUAAAGGACCCCACAUUGUCUGCUCCCUUACUUCCUGUCGGUUUGUACAAGGAUAAGAAAAAUUCACAGGAGGAGGAAGAAGAAACAUCCAUAGACAUUUCUAAACCUUGCAGCUGCAACAUCUGUGGCAAGGUGUUCCUGAAAUAUUCUGACUUAGAGAUACAUAUCCGUGGUCACCUUGGUGAUCGACCAUAUCAGUGUAAUAAGUGUGAACAGUCGUUCAAACAUAGCUCAAACCUGCAGCGUCACCGAAGAAUUCACACAGGCGAAAAACCUUACACCUGUCCACUGUGUGAGAAAUCAUUCGUCGAUGGAACACAACUGCGUAAACAUAUACGCACUCACAACAACGAAAAAAGUGAGUUUUGUAAAAUUUGCAAAAAAGGCUUUGCCUCUAGAACAAAUCUUAAACAGCAUAUGUUAACACAUCUUGAUGAUAGACCUUUUAAGUGCAUGUACUGCAACAAAGGUUUUAAUAAAAAUGCCAACCUUAAAAGUCAUUUGAAAAUUCAUCUUGGAUACAAACCAUGGGUUUGUGAUGUCUGUGGUAAAGAAUUCCCCGAGAAACAUCGUCUUAGAAUGCAUGAGAGAAUUCACUGGGUGGACAAACCAUACAAGUGUGACCAAUGUGAUGCCCAGUUUGCACAAAUUUCUAAUUUGUAUGUCCACCAAAGAAAGCACAAGGGAGAUAAGCCAUGGAAGUGUGGACAGUGCGGAAAAUGUUUUAUGAUGAAAAGUCACCUGACCCAGCAUGUGAAACGACAUACAGGGGAGCGACAGUUCCGAUGUGCUGUCUGCGGUAAAGAAUAUUAUGGAAGGGGGGAGUUCAACCGACACAUGAGGACCCACACGGGGGAGCGAAAUCACGUCUGUGGAACCUGUCAGGAGUGUUUUAUUGACACUACAACGCUUAAAAACCACAUCGCAAGAGUUCACGAGGACAAGCGCUUUAGUUGUAAUGUCUGCAAUAAAGAAUUCGUAUUUAAAUCCAGUCUUGCACGCCAUGUACACAUACACACCGGAAUAAAGAAACAUUUUUGUACAACAUGCGGUGCUGGGUUUCAGUUUCAGGUUGAGUUAAGGGACCAUGUGAAUAAACAUUUAGGACAUAAACCACACACCUGUGAUGUGUGUGGAAAGAAAUUCUACAAAGUUGCAGAGCUCAAUCAACACAAGAAAAUUCACACAGGGGAGGCAAUGAUUUAUUGUGAGUGCUGUGACAAAACAUUUAACUACAAACAGUCGUACACAAAACACUGCCAGUCCGAGAGACACAUUCGUAAACUCAACGGCAAAGGCAAACUGCCAGCUUCAGCCAAACGGAAGAGCAACUCGACAGGGAAAACCAAAGAAAGGAAGUCCGUUAAAGAAGGUGGAAACGAUGGAUCACCAAGGGUAGAUAACUCAGACAGUGGAAAGGAUGGAGAACAAAGGCUGGAUACCUAUAACGAUGGAAUUGACAGAGCCCUAAUAUUACCAAAGAAGGAUAACUCUGCACAGAGUACCAAAGUAGAUAUAAACUCUUGAAAUCAUUCCUUCACAAUUGUUCAACAGUGUUCGUUCUCUUUCUUAAACUUUACAAAAUAUCGACGGGGAUGAAAAUAAAAAAUAUCACACUAUGGCACUAAAACUACUAGGACUAAUAUCCUUUGGCACACUGAAAUGGGCGACAUCAUGUGUGUACGUGGUAUUAAAAUACAGGAGUUCCAUCUGAUAUGUGUGAUGUAACGACUUGUAUCAGCCUGCAGUGUAGAAAUAUAUAUUAUUACCGUAUCUUGAUUUUAUCAUCACUUGUAUUAUUAGUAAUUAUCAAAAUCAGCUGAUCAUGACUGCAUUGACUUGCUCAGACCAAUAUUUAUUUAACAUGUUUACAGUGACAAAGAUUCUGAUGCACAUAAGCAAUUUGAUGCGGAAACAUCAUGAUUAUACCAAUAUAUAUAUAUAUACAAUUUAUACUGACAGUGACUAUUGAAGUUUUAAUAAUUAUACACAUGUAAAUGUUGUUUUAUUGAAAUUAUUUUGUUCAUUGAAAUUCUGAUGAAUAAAACUGUUCAAAAUUUUUAUAA
This is a messenger RNA of Ostrea edulis (European flat oyster), 3659 nucleotides long. RefSeq names its product zinc finger protein 184-like. Bases 310 to 3120 code for a protein of 936 amino acids. Gene Ontology annotation, biological process: regulation of transcription by RNA polymerase II. Gene Ontology annotation, molecular function: RNA polymerase II cis-regulatory region sequence-specific DNA binding; DNA-binding transcription activator activity, RNA polymerase II-specific. Gene Ontology annotation, cellular component: nucleus. The transcript has 2 exons. The record is from RefSeq and is a predicted model, not a curated record. Lineage: Eukaryota; Metazoa; Mollusca; Bivalvia; Ostreida; Ostreidae.